This is a messenger RNA of Serendipita indica DSM 11827, 846 nucleotides long. Lineage: Eukaryota; Fungi; Basidiomycota; Agaricomycetes; Sebacinales; Serendipitaceae. The record is from the annotation of a GenBank genome assembly.
AUGCCGUAUAGGAUCCUCGUAUACACACCUCAGAUACUAGAGAAUUAUCAACUCAAGUCUGGUGAAGGACUGAGCGUCCUCUUUGUUCUUAUAUGGCUCGCCGGGGACCUCUGUAAUUUGUUUGGAGCCGUCAUUGCAGGCCUCAUACCUACCGUUAUCAUACUGGCAAUCUACUAUACACUCUGUGACAUGAUUCUCCUCUUUCAGAUUUAUUACUAUCGCCAAUUCCAUCAUCAGAAACCGACUGUAUCAGAACAGGGCCACUCUCAAAAUGCAAAUAUAAUGGGUGCAGUUACGCCUCCAGUGGCGUCAGAGGAGACACCCCUCUUGCCAGAACAGCCCGCAAAGACUUCAACCCACACUACGGCAGAUCUCGGCAGUUCCGGCUACUUUCUUUCUCCAUGGCUCUAUAGGACCAUUCAAUAUGUUGGAGGGCUCGCGUUUGUGACGCUCGCUGGACUUGCAGCAUGGUGGAUCACAGGCCGUCGGGCCGCUGGAGACUCUGGAGACGAAGGGAACGUCGAAGUGUUUGAUUGGGCGAGUCAGGUACUUGGAUGGGCCAGUGCGAUUAUGUACAUUGGAUCUCGUAUCCCACAAAUUGCCAAGAACAGGGAGACAAAGUGUGAGGGUCUUUCACUCGCCCUCUUCCUCUUCGCGAUCCUCGGUAAUGUGACAUAUGUUCUUUCCAUUUGCGUGAUCUCGAUGGAGAAGGACCAUCUUAUUCUUUCGGCCCCCUGGCUAGCAGGAUCAGCUCUUACGGUGUUGCUAGACUUUUUCGUCUUGGGCCAAUUCUUCUACUAUCGAUCAGAGGAAGGCCCGCUUCAUCUCACCGAGGACGCAACAUGA